Messenger RNA from Triticum aestivum (bread wheat), 1281 nucleotides. RefSeq names its product peroxidase 2. NCBI's taxonomy places the organism in Eukaryota, Viridiplantae, Streptophyta, Magnoliopsida, Poales, Poaceae. The record is from RefSeq and is a predicted model, not a curated record. The transcript is spliced from 3 exons. Gene Ontology annotation, molecular function: heme binding; peroxidase activity. Gene Ontology annotation, biological process: response to oxidative stress; hydrogen peroxide catabolic process. The coding region runs from base 34 to 978 and encodes 314 amino acids.
UCAAGUAGUGCUUCUUCCAUAGAGGCCAUCGUCAUGGCGUCUUCAUCUCUAUCAGUGGCGCUGCUCCUUCUCUGCCUGGCCGCGGCGGCGUCGGCGCAGCUGUCCCCGACGUUCUACGACGCGUCGUGCCCCGGGGCGCUGGCCACCAUCAAGAGCGGCGUGGCGGCCGCCGUGAGCAGCGACCCCCGCAUGGCCGCGUCGCUGCUCCGGCUGCACUUCCACGACUGCUUCGUCCAAGGCUGCGACGCGUCCGUUCUGCUGGCCGGCAACGAGCGGAACGCAUUCGGGAACGUGGGAUCACUGCGGGGCUUCGACGUCAUCGACAAAAUCAAGGCGACUGUGGAGCAGUCGUGCAAGCGCAUCGUCUCCUGCGCCGACAUCCUCGCCGUCGCCGCUCGCGAUUCCGUCGUCGCGGUGGGAGGGCCGUCGUGGACGGUCUCUCUGGGGAGGAGGGACUCCGACACGGCUAGCGAGGCAUUGGCCAACCGCGACCUGCCUGCCCCAUCGCUCGCCGUCACCGACCUCAUCACCCGCUUUGCCGCGAAGGGGCUCAACCUCACUGAUAUGGUUGCCCUCUCUGGUGCGCACACCAUUGGGCAGGCGCAGUGCAAGAACUUCAGGACCAGGCUCUACAACGAGGCCAACAUUGAUCCGGACUUUGCGAUGUUGCGCAACGCCAGCUGCCCUCAGGCUACCGGCUCUGGCGACGGCAAUCUGGCCCCGCUGGACUCGAUGACCCCGAACAUGUUUGACAACACCUACUUCCUCAACCUCCAACUCAACAAGGGGCUCCUGCACUCCGACCAGGUGCUCUACACCCUUGUCGGCGGUGCCACCGAAGACAUCGUUGAUGGCUUCGCAUCUAACCAGGAUGCGUUCAACAACGUCUUUGCCGCGGCCAUGGUGAAGAUGGGAAACAUCAGCCCCUUGAUUUUCCCACAGGGUCAGGUUAGGCGCAUUUGCUCCAAGGCGACCUAAGAAUCGCCGGCCGGCCAUUUGCCCCGAAAUGAUAGCCUCGACCAUGCAUCAACCUGCUGCUUUGAGAUCCGGAUUAACCACAGUUUUUAUCCAUAAAAUGAGCCAUCCAUGUCUUAGCAUCACCUUGUAGUGCCACAUACCCCAUUAUUUCUUUCCUUUGUCGGUCCCUAUUGUAAUUUUUUGGAUCCCAUUAUUCUUCAAUUUGUUUCCCUUCAAUACUUUGAAUUAUUCAUAAUCUAUUCACAUUUUGUGUGUGUAAACGGUUCUGUCGGUUUUUUAUACGAUUUCAUAAUUUUCUUGAGA